AUGACGAGAGUAACAAAUAAUAGAAGGCGGGGAGUGCAGUGGGGACUAAGGGAGCGGUUAGAUUACCUUGACUUUGCUGACGACCUUUGCUUGAUUGCCCAGAGGUACACUGAUAUUCAGGCGAAACUAAGUUCUCUACAAAGAGAGGCUGAAGAGGUGGGUCUUAAGAUAAAUGUAAAUAAGACAAAGGAAAUGACGUUGAAUUCCAGAGGAGCCCAAGUCUUAGAACUAAAUGGGAAGGUGAUUGAAGAGGCUGGCUCUUUCCAAUACCUCGGAAGCAAAGUCACAGCAGACGGAGGAGCAAAGGAAGAUGUUAGGAGCCGCAUUGGGAAAGCUAAUGCAGCAUUUAUUCAGCUUUAUCCAAUAUGGUGUCUCAGACGUUUAAAGAGAGUGUUCUGGCCAAACACUAUAUCAAAUGAACAGCUUUGGGAGGCAACAAGGCAACAAAAGAUCAGCCUAGAAAUCAAAAGACAGAAGUGGAGGUGGCUGGGUCACACUCUUCGGAAGACAGAUGGAGCAAUUGAAAAGAAGGCCCUGGAAUGGAAUCCCCAAGGGACCAGAAAGAGAGGAAGACCCUGUGACACCUGGAGGAGAACAAUAAUGAAGGAAGCCUUGAGUGUCGGGAAGACCUGGGGUUUGGGGUGGGACGGCAGCGGAGUGGGGGAAGAGCCACAGUCUGUCUCACUCCCACAGCUCGGUAUCUCUCGUUCGCACCAAUGCUACGAGGAGGACGCUUACUAA
Molecule: messenger RNA, 741 nt
Organism: Macrosteles quadrilineatus (aster leafhopper)
Lineage: Eukaryota; Metazoa; Arthropoda; Insecta; Hemiptera; Cicadellidae
Exons: 3
Coding region: 1-741 (246 amino acids)
Source: RefSeq, a predicted model, not a curated record